AACUCACAUUUAUUUCAUUCCAAAACUUUUUUUUCUUGCACAAAAUAAUUCAUGUGAAGACUAAAGUAACUUGAAAAAUAUUAAAAAGACUUUGUGCAUUUCCAUUCACUGCCAUUCAAGUGAUAAUGAUAGAUUAAUUAUUAAUUUUAAAUGUAAAAUGUAUAAUUGGAAAAGUUUGUUGUGUUUAAUAAGUGAUUUUUUGUGAGUUAUUGACUGCAAUUGUUUGAUAUAAACAACAAUGGAAAACUGUGAAUAUCUAAGAUAUUUUAGAUAGCCUACUUAAUUAUUGAAAGAACAAAAUAGAUAAUUGAAAACAGAUUAUUUUUAGUAAAAUAUAUUUCAAAAUAUAUUGUACAAUGGUGUUAGGGAGAAAUGACAAAAGGAAGAGAAAAGCUGGCGAUCUGGUUGAUCUUAUGGAUCCUCUCUCUGAGAGUCCAAAAAAAGCUAAAAUCCAUGCACAAAGAAAAUUCGCACAAGGAGCUGCAACAAUGUUUACCUCAUCUCCAACUUUUGUUAAAGAAAAAGAUAAACCUAAAUCUACUGUAGUGAGAGAAUUAAUACCACAUAAACGACCCAAUCCUACAGAUUUUUUAACAUUUUUGUGUUUUAGAGGUACAUCUAUACUGCCACCAAGUCUCAAUUUUUUCAAUCCCAGUCAUACAAAAAAAGCAAAAACAGAAACAAAAACUUCUCCAACACGAAAUUCUGAUCGAAAGAGUGGAUCAAUCAGUACAAGUACAUCAACUGAAUCGCCAAAAAAAGAAUCAAAUCAAAGUACAGUGUCUAAAAACAAAUCUACAGAGCCUGUUAAAAAGAAAGUUGCUAAUCACAAUGUGCAAAACAAGGUUAAUAAAUAUAACUCAGCUACUUCAACAGUUCAAGCAUUAAAGAAAAAAUAUCAAGAACAACGUCUGGCUAAACAGCGAAUCAAGAAUCAUAUGAAAACUCCAUGUGUUAUAAGAACUCGUUCUGCUACAGAGCGAUCAAUGUCUAGUACUAUCAGAAAAUUAGCUCCUAAGAAAUUUUUACCGCGAGUUGAAUCUAAACGACAUUGUUUACGUAGUAAUAGUAAUAACUAUAUUGAUAAUAAUAAUAGAAAUAUUUAUAAUAACAAUAGCCAUCAUCAUAGCAAUACGGAGAAAUCUAGAAAAGUUAAUUCUCCGAAAAAUAAACUGCCAACGAAAUCGAAAAGAAAAUUGACAAAAGAGCAAAGCAGCGAAUCAUCUGAAUCAGAAUCAGAGUCUGAAGAAGAUAAUAAAUCAGAUAUUAAGCCACCACAUGUAUUAAAAAAAUCAAUAAAGACUGUUAAAAAGAUUACAUCUCCAGCAAAAAUUGAACAUAGGAGAGUUACAAGAUCUCGAAGUGAUGUGUCUUCAAAUCAAUCAUUAUCUCAACGACCUACCAGGAAAACUAAAGAGGCAGCUGCUGUUUAUAUGGAAAUACUCAGUCGUAAAUUAGUCAGUCCUGAUUUAGAAGCUGACGAUAAUUUAUCAUUAGAUAGCUAUCCCGAAUUACCUAAUACUCGAAGAAACCUAGAAAAUGAGAACAAAAAUAAAAUAAAAGCUAAUGGAAGAGUUAAUAAGGAUCUAGAAAAUAAAACCUCUGACAAGCAGAAAGGUGAGAAGAAUGUGAUAAAAAAUAAAAAGACAAUGAAAGAAUCAUCUGAAAGCGAUGGAGAAUCUGUAAGUUCAGUAGAGAGUAAUAGAGUGAGACCAAUAACAAGACGAAGUAGUAAUACUCAGAUAGUAAAACCAGCUGUCCGAAGUCUUCGAUCGUCAUCUCGAAAUUCGCCACAAAAAAUAAAACCUCCCGAAGCUACAAAACCUGUUCAAAACAACAAGACUUGGGUGAAAAGGAAACGAGAAAAUAAAUCGUCGCCAACAGAGAAGGCUCUGAAAGAGAAAAAGCCGAUUAAAGAAGAGAAUAAAAAUUCAGAAGAUGAUUCAUUGAGUAAUUUGACGAAUAAAAUUAAAAAGAUACGAGAAUCAGAAGAAUCAGAAGAAUCGGAAAUACGAGAAAAGAAAUUUAAUAAAAAAGAUAAGAUUGAAUCUUUGAAAAUAUCAGAUGAUGAAGGAUCUUUUAGAGGAUUCACAACAAAAGCCACGAUGAAAGCAAGAAAGAAAAUUUUAUAUAAAUCAGGUUUUGUACCAUUAACUCAGUUAAAAUUACAGAAGAAAGAACUUUUAUCAGGUGAAGUGUUUGUAGAGUCAUCAUCUUCAAGAGCUAGUCCUUCAGAUAUAGAUAAAAAAUCUCUUUCUAUCAUAAGUAGUACUAUUACUACUCCAGUAAAUGAUAAUUCAAAUGAUUUGAAAACACAAAAUACCAUUUCAACGGAGACUUCAUCAAAUGAGCAAUUUUUCAAAUCAAACUUUAGUGGAACUCUGAUUUCUCCAAUAGUUCUAGAUGAUAACGAUCAGAGAGAUUCAAUAUCUUCAGGAAAUAUUCCUUUGGGAUCAUUGUCUUCAAGACCAAGUCUUACAGAAUCAGAAAAGAAAUGUCAUUUUAUUUCAAAUCACAACUCUAAUAGUUUGAUUGUUGAGAUUCCACCAUCAACUUCUUUAGGUCGUAAAGAGCGAGUCAGUAUGACGACAGAACAGAUUGAAAAGUGGUUACAAGAAAGUUCAAUAGCUAUGGAAGAAGGUGGAGUGGAGGUAGAACUCCCUUCAAACUAUUCUUAUGAACUUCCAGAGAAAAUAAAACCAGAUGGUAAUCAUUUAUCAAUCCCAACAAAAAUCCAGCAUCUGGUAAGGCCAGUCAAUGUGGCUAUCGCAAAAAUAGCUGACAAGGCUAUCUCUAAGGAUCGGAUGGGCAGUUCUACUAUAAUUUCUGGAACUGGAAUUGCAAUAGCUAAGCCUACGAAUCUUACCAAUCCUAUACCAACCAACAGAAAUAAAAUAAAUGCAGACAUAAAAGAAAUCAUCAAAGGAAGAAUUGCUAAAGCCAGUGUGAUUCCUAAUAAAGAAACUAGUACUGCUGAAGAUAGUGAUGUGAGUUCGAAAGCAGAUGUAACAUCAAUUGAAGGAUCCCCAGACAAGAAAACACCUGAGAAAAAAUCAAAUGUUCAACCACGUAAAACAUUUGUGUCUAAAAUUAAGGAACGUAAAGCAGCUCCAAGUAUCAAUGCAUUCUCACCAGAAAAUGAAAGCUCUGUGUAUGCAUUUGAAAGUGAUACUGAAGUUCCUGUUAGUACACCUUUUAGAAGAAAACAGCGAGAUAAAUCUAGUAUUUCAGGGUCAGAUCUGGAUUUGUCGAAGAGCGAAAAUGAUGAAAAAACUUUAAAAAUUGUAUACAAACCGGAAAAAGAUGAGAAAGAAAAGAUUUCAAAAAGUGUUGGAACCAGUUGUAACGAUGAAAUUGAAUCCAAGAAGUUUAUAAAUGCUUCAACUUCUUUUGACUCCCAUCAAUCUAACAGCUAUGAGGUGCCUGAAAAUUAUAGAAAUAAAUCUAAUGUUCAAGUUCUACCUCUAGGAAAAAUCCCAACUGUUUGGAAUAAUGUUAACUGCAGCGCAUCCAUAGCAGUUCAAGUUAAUUUUGAAGAUCAAGUUCAAGAUAAUGAUAAGAAAGAAAUAAAUGAAGAUGGGACUCUGAAAAGUACAGAAAUUUCAACUCAAACAGAAAACACAACUGAAAAUGAAGACGAAAAUGAUGAUCAUGUAUUCUAUAUUCCUUUACAAGCUGUUGCACGAAACGGACGAAAUUUAGUUCAAGGCCAACCGUUAAUACAAGGAGUAGAAGUAAAGUUUGGUAAAAAAGGACCUAAUGGGCCCAAUCAACGAGUUUUGUUGAGAGCACAGCUGGUGACUAAACCACCAUCCGCUGCUCGAUGUCCACCUGUUGGGACAGUUCAACCAACAACUAGAACUCCACCAACUAUUACUGCUGAUCCAGUUCCUUCUACUUCUACCUCAACAUCUACAUCUACAAUGUCUACAUCAUCUACAUCAAAUGUUUUACCUGUUCAGUCUGAUAUAAAGACUCAAAAUACUGAGAAAAUUAUUACAAGUAAACAAACUAGUAUUAAUACGCCUUUAGAAAAGGUUUCUAAAUCUCCAAAAGUUUCUAGAGAGAGAAAAAGCUCAAUAGAUGGUACAAAAAAUAAUAAAAAGACUCAAAAUAAAUCUAAAAAAGUGGUAGAUGUUAUUACGAGUAUUGAAUCAACAUUCCCAAGCAUGGAAGUCAAAGGAGAGGCUCGUUUAGUCGAAGCACCAACAUUUCAUCCUUCUGAAAAAGAUUUUCAAGAUCCUCUUGAAUAUAUUGAAAAAAUUCGGCCUAUUGCUGAAAAAUAUGGCAUAUGUAAAGUUGUUCCUCCAUCAAACUUUAAACCUGAAUGCAAGGUAUCUGAUGAUAUGCGAUUUACCGCUUACAAUCAGUACAUUCAUCGAAUGCUUCAUCGUUGGGGUCCAAAUGUUAAAGAAAUGAUGGCAAUCAAAAAGUAUCUAGCAACUCAAAGUAUUACAUUAAAUCAGCCUCCUUGGAUUGGUGGUAUGGAGGUUGAUUUACCUCAUCUUUAUCAAACGGUUCAAAGCCUUGGAGGUUUAAAGGAAGUGAUUGAGAAGAAAAGAUGGCAAAAGGUUGCUGAUGGAAUGAAAAUACCUAAAUCAGCUCAAGAUCGUGUUACUAAACUGGACGAUAUAUAUUGUAAAUAUUUAUUACCUUAUGAUACAUUAUCAACAGGAGAGCGAGAAAAAUUAUUUGAUGAAGUUGAGGAAGAAUGGAAAAAACGAGAAAGCAAAGCGUUACAAAGACUCAAUCAAACUCCAUCUGAAAAUGAAGAUGAUGAGGAUGAUGAUAGCGAUGAUGACAUUGAGGAAUGUAUUGUUAAAGGUCGAAAUAUGCCUCUCAAUGCUUUUUACCGAAUAGCUAGAAAUACUCAGAGAAUGUGGUUUGGAGAAAAUCAAAGUUCAGCUAACGAAGCUGAAGGAGCUUUAGCUGUUGAUGUUGAAAGUGCAUUUUGGAAACAUGUUUCUGAAAGAAAACGCCACGUUUGUGUUCAUGCAGCAAGUAUAGAUUCAAGUGGACGAGGAUUUGGAUUUUCUGUAGCUAAAAAUAGUCCAUUUGCUCGUCAUCCUUGGAAUUUAAAAGUUUUAACAAACAAUGCAGGCUCAGUUCUUCGAGCAUUGGGACCAUUAAUGGGUGUGACCGUACCUACUUUACAUGUUGGAAUGCUCUUUAGUGCUUGUUGUUGGUACAGAGACCCUCACGGGUUGCCUUGGAUUGAAUAUUUGCAUACGGGAGCUAAGAAAAUAUGGUACGGAAUACCUGAUGAGCAUAAUGACAAUUUUAGAGAAGCUUUAUCUAAAAUGGUUCCUCGAUUUUGUAAAAAUAAAAAAAUUUGGUUGCCUUCUGAUACUGCUAUGGUACCACCAGAAAUGUUAGUCAGUAAUGGUGUUCCUUUAUGUAGAACUGUUCAAGAACCCGGUCAAUUUAUUAUAGUAUUUCCUAAAGCAUUUACUUCCAGUAUUUGUACUGGAUAUGUCGUUUCGGAAAGUGUUUAUUUUGCACAAACUACAUGGCUGGAACAUGCUGAGCAAAUAUUUACGGAUCUUCAAGAUAGCUGUGAACCAUCUAUGUUUUCAUUUGAGAGAUUACUCUUUAGUAUUAUUAAUGAUUCCAGAUCUCAUAUUGAUGUUUUAAAACAAAUUUUACCAGUAGUUAUAAAAAUACGUGAAAGAGAAUUAAACUAUCGACAACACUUAGAAUCUUACGGGUUAGUUAAUAAAGAGAAACUUCCACUGCCAGGAAAUGCAAAGCGUAAAAAAGGACAGAAAGUUGUAGAAGAUGAAGAUGAUUAUGAGUGUGAUAAUUGUCGUGCUAAUUUGUUUGUAUCAUUAGUUACCAAUUCAAAAGACGAUAGUACCUGGUGUUUACGUCAUGGAUUGGUAAUGAUUGCACAAAAAAAGCAAAUCAUUAAAAACUGCAUACUAAAGUACACAUAUAGCGAGGAUGAACUGGAUGAAUUAAUUCAUAAACUGGAAGAUAGAAUCGAAGCCAAAUCUAAAAGGACUAAUCAAAGUAGACAAACUAGACAAUAAGACUGCAUUAGUUUUAUUUACUGAAGCAAUCUAGAUAGUAAAUAUUUAGCAACAAUUUGCUUCACAGAGACUUAUGAUUUAUUUGCAUAAAAUAUAAACUAAUAACUAUUUAUUAUGCUUCUUUUAGUAUGUCAAUGAAUACGAUAUGGCAAUUAUUUUAUCAUAAAAUCUUAAUGUAUCACAGUAGCAAUACAAAUCAAGUAUUGAAAAAUUACACUUUUUAUUUCUUAGUCAUUAGAGCUGAAUAAAUAUUUUAAUGACGUAUCUCGUAGAAGUGCCAAAUUUAUCACAAAUACUUUAUGUGUAUUAAAACUUUAAUAGGAAUGGAUUAGUCUUUUUUUACACAUUUUUUUUUUAUAUUGAAUUAUCAUGAAUAUAAAUACGUUUAAUUAUAUAAUAUUAUGGAUAAUUUAUAAUUUAAAUUUGUGAUUUUUUAUGUAGUAUUUUCUUUCUAUUCUUAUGGAAAUAAUUUCUUAUAUGUACUGUAACUAUAGUAUCAUAAAGAAUUUACGAUACGAUUUAUUUAUUAAUUGCCUCAAUGUGAGGAUGGCAACCAGACAGGAAGUUUAUCACUGCCUUUUUUUUUACUUCAAUUUGUAUAUUUUACAAAUUAAAUGUAAUUGCUCAUAUACUUACGUAAUUAUUAGUUUAUUUGUAAUUAUUUAUUAUAUAAAACAUUUACCUUUUUUUUAUCAAAAUA
Chelonus insularis is the source of this 6732-nucleotide messenger RNA. It is a transcript of the gene Jarid2, whose product is annotated as Jumonji, AT rich interactive domain 2. Gene Ontology annotation, molecular function: DNA binding. Bases 357 to 6032 code for a protein of 1891 amino acids. The record is from RefSeq and is a predicted model, not a curated record. Gene Ontology annotation, biological process: regulation of gene expression; chromatin remodeling. Gene Ontology annotation, cellular component: chromatin; nucleus. NCBI's taxonomy places the organism in Eukaryota, Metazoa, Arthropoda, Insecta, Hymenoptera, Braconidae. The transcript is spliced from 6 exons.